AGUCAAGCCACGGAGGAAAAUGAAGGGCCUCUACCUGGCCGCUGGCAAGACCCUGGUUACCCUGGGGAGCCUCAGCAUCUUCUCUGGGUCCAUUGCCUUCUUCCCUGUGUUUUCCUGCAAGCUCUGGUACACAGGAUGGAGCGUUUGGAUCGCCUGUCCCAUCUGGAACGGGGCUUUGGCUGUCACAGCUGGAUCACUGGUGCUGCUGGCUCAUAGAGAGUGGACCCAGAGAUACUUGUGGGAAGCGGUCUUCACAUUUGUAAUUCUGAGCAUUCUGGGAUGUCCGCUUCAUUUCGCAAUAGCCUUGCAAUCUGCCCUCCUUGGUCCGUAUUGCUUCUACUCCUUCUCAGGGGCUGCGGGGACCGAUUACCUUGGUUACGCGGUUACCUUUCCUUUUCCGUACACGGAGUUCCGGUCGGUCUGUGUGGACCCGCCUCACUAUGAAGAGUAUCACCUGAGCCUUCAGGCCCUGGACCUGUGCCUAAGCCUCCUCCUAUUCUGUGUGUCCCUGGCAGUGUUCAUCAAGCUCUCUGCAAGACUGAUACAAACCGGACAGAUAAAUGUUCCAAAGAAUCCACAAUCAAUCUGAAGCUGUGUUCCUCUUAAACUGGCCUUAUUUUGAAAUAUUUACAAAGUAAUUUUGUUCUUUAAACUUUCCACCUCCCGUGUUCUUGGGAAAUAAAAUGGGAAUGAUCGUA
Mastomys coucha (southern multimammate mouse) is the source of this 698-nucleotide messenger RNA. RefSeq names its product transmembrane protein 212 (gene Tmem212). Bases 20 to 589 code for a protein of 189 amino acids. NCBI's taxonomy places the organism in Eukaryota, Metazoa, Chordata, Mammalia, Rodentia, Muridae. The transcript has 4 exons. The record is from RefSeq and is a predicted model, not a curated record.